AUGGCGAAAACUGAGCUUCCUCUUACCUCUGGGGACGUUGAAAGCGAAGCGAAGCGGCAUGAGUUCGACGUCAAAAUCACGCCCAAACCAUUUGUCUCAUUGGCGUCCGCCGCUGGAGAUGUCUGUCCUCAAGCUGCACCCCUCGUUCCCACCUCCCCGCUAAUGGCAGAGCUCGAUGAGGAGUAUGCAACGGAGGGGUUCAAGGCGCGUGCAAUCAACGCGCUAAGUGGUGCUGUCCAGAUCCCUACCCAGAUGUGGGACGACCUGGAACCCCCUGGUCAGGAUCCGCGCUGGGAAAUCUUCAGUGACAUGCACGCAUAUCUUGCGAAAACAUUCCCUCUCGUUCACUCAACGUUGCGUAAAACUGAGGUGAACAUUUACGCCCUUGUCUAUCACUGGCAGGGAACGGACCAUUCCUUGAAACCCAUGCUGUUGACGGCUCACCAAGACGUUGUGCCUGUCGAGCCAGUCACUCUUGACCAGUGGAUUCAGCCGCCGUUCUCCGGAUACUAUGACGGUAGUGAAUGGAUUUGGGGCCGGGGCAGCUGUGACGACAAGCCCGGUCUCAUCAGUACCAUGCUAUCCAUCGAAAAGCUGUUAGAGAAAGGUUUCCGGCCGAAAAGAAGCAUCGUUCUCGCUUAUGGCAUCGACGAAGAACGCAGCGGAGUAUCCGGCGCUUCUGCCAUUUCCGAAUUUCUUCUGAACACGUACGGCGAGGAUGCGUUCUCAAUCAUUGUCGACGAGGGUGGCCACUACACCGUUCGAGGCGAUACCAUCAUGUCCAACCCUGCAGUUGCCGAGAAGGGCAAGUUAAAUGCCAAGAUAGAGCUUUCCGCUCCCGGUGGUCACUCGAGUGUCCCGCCUCGUCACCCUACCAUCGGCAUGCUCGCCCGCAUGAUCACAGAGCUCGAAGCCAACCCUCACACGCCACACCUCAACCGUAGUUCCACCUACUAUUCUCAGCUGCAAUGCCAGGCGCAGCACGACCCAGUGUUCUCUGGCCAUUUCAAGAAGCUGAUCAAGGACUCGAUAGCGAGCGACACGGCCUUGGCUCAGCUGGAGGAGGAGCUCAAGAGCACUGACAGGAUGUUCGGACCCCUUGCCGGAACAACACAGGCGGUCGAUAUUAUACAUGGUGGCGUAAAGUCUAAUGCGCUCCCGGAGAAUGCCUAUAUCAUUGUCAACCAUAGAAUUGACACCAUGAGUUCUGUUGCCACAGUCAAGGCGCACGUCGCCGGUACCAUUGGCCCUAUCGCGCAUGCCUUCAACCUUUCUGUGGAUGCGUUCGGUGAGCAGUACGGCGACUUGAAGAAGGGUAGUGCAUUCGGCCAUCUCGAGAUGGUGGACGCUUACGGCACUGAGCUUGAGCCCGCCCCCGUCACUCCAACUUUUGGGAGCGGUCCCUAUGAGCUGCUCGCCGGCACGAUCAUCAGCUCGCUGGGUACCUCUCCUCGGUCUGACAUUCCUAAGAAGGCAUUCCUCGCGCCCACUCUCUCUACUGAUACCAAGUGGUACUGGAAGCUGACGAAGCACAUCUUCCGUUACGGACAUGUCAACUCCGGUGAUAGUUACAAUGGUGCUCACACUGUCAACGAAGGCGAGUCCAAAAAUGACCAGACGACAUUACUUGGAAUCUAA
Molecule: messenger RNA, 1638 nt
Organism: Postia placenta MAD-698-R-SB12
Lineage: Eukaryota; Fungi; Basidiomycota; Agaricomycetes; Polyporales; Adustoporiaceae
Exons: 13
Coding region: 1-1638 (545 amino acids)
Cellular component (GO): fungal-type vacuole lumen
Molecular function (GO): metallocarboxypeptidase activity
Source: RefSeq, a predicted model, not a curated record